CUCCAGAGAUCAUUCUUGGCCUGCCUUUUUGGGAAGCCAUAGACAUGUGGUCGCUGGGAUGUGUGAUUGCUGAGCUCUUCUUGGGCUGGCCCCUCUACCCAGGAGCCCUCGAGUUUGACCAGAUCCGCUUCAUUUCUCAGACGCAGGGUCUGCCAGGAGAGCAUCUGUUAAAUGUGGGGACGAAGACGUCUCGCUUCUUUUGCCGGGAGUCAGACUCGCCGUAUGCGGCCUGGAGACUUAAAUCCACAGAAGAGCACGAGACAGAGACGGGGCUGAAAUCAAAAGAAGCCAGAAAGUACAUCUUCAGCUGUUUGGAUGACAUAGUGCAUGUGAAUCUAGUGAUGAAUCUGGAAGGCUGUGAUUUGUUGGCAGAGAAGAUUGAUCGUGCUGAGUUUGUGGGUUUGCUGAAGAUGAUGUUGUUGAUAGAUGCAGAGGAAAGAAUCGCCCCAAGUGAUGCCCUUAGCCAUCCUUUUGUUACCAUGCAGCACCUUUUAGAGUUCCCCCACAGCAACCAUGUCAAAUCGUGUUUUCACAUUAUGGACGUGUGCUGCUCACGACCAGGCAGUUAUGAGUCUCUCAGUCGGACCAAGGCUUCGUUUGUCAGGACUGUCCCGGGCACAGGUGCAGCGCCCAACAUUACCCUGCCCUUCUGCAAGGUGACUGGCAUUCACACUCAGGCUUUAGCCUCAUCCGGUCCUUCAGUGAUGCAUCCUGGAAUACCUCUCCAGACAGGAAGUGCUCAGUUUGGUGACUCUUUUCAACAGGCGCUUAUUAUCUGUCCCCCAACCUUGCAAGGUCUCCCACCCAACCCAAAAAAGCCAACGGGAUACUCGGUGCGUAUGGAAAGUACAGUACCACUGGUGACACAAGCCUCUGCCAUCCAGCCUCUACAGAUCAGACCAGGGGUCAUUACACAGCAAGCAUGGUCAAGUCAUGCCCAACAGAUCCUGGUGCCCACCUGGCCUCAGGUGGUCCCGGUGGCACCUGUGGUGCCUUCAGCAACAACAAUGGCCUCAGAAACGGUGGCAGGUCCACAAAGACUAGCGGAUUGGGGGAAAGUUCAUUCCCUUGGCAACCAUUACAGCUCCAUGAUGCCCCACCACCAGCCACUGUUAACCAACCCAAUGGCCAUGUCAGCUCACCAGCCUAUCAGCAUAGGGAUCGCUCAUGUGGUGUGGCCACAGCCAGCUUCUAACAAGAGAAAUAAACCAUAUUCAAACAGAAGUAACAACUUCAUGCACAGCUCCAAUUCCCAAAACUCAUCAUGCCAGUCCCCAAAGAUGGUAGACAGUGUCAAAAACACAGAGGAGGAGGCAGCGGAUUGUGUAGUGGAGGCGGAGUCAGAGGCGGUGCCAGAGGAGGAGCCUGUGUGCUGUAAAGCAGAACCAGAGUAUGAGGACUCAACUGUGUCUCAGAAGCAGAGACAGACCAUUGUGAUCGCCGACUCUCCGAGCCCUGCAGGCAGUGUCAUCAGUAUCAGCAGUGGAACAGAUGAGGAGGGGCCGGACACUCAAAAACAUUCACUAGAGUGCAAGGGUAGCCCGGAGUGUGAGGCAUGUCAGAGCACACUGAAUAUGGAGCGUGUGUGUUCCCUUAGCAGUCCCGAUUCAACCCUUAGCACCAGUUCAUCUGCUUCAGAACAGUCCAGCGCCUCCCCCUGCAAGAGACCCAACAGUAUGUCAGAAGAUGAGCGUGAGAGUGGAUGUGAUACGGUAGACGGCUCGCCCGCGUCUGUGUCCUCCUGUCGAGCUGACAGCCCCUUCCUGGAGGCCACCUAUAUCAAUGACAACAACCAGAACUGCAAAGCCAAUGGAACCACAGAGGCUGAGUCUACCAAACUGCCCGUCCGCACCAUGGUGGUGCCGCCCAUGCGGGUUCAGAAUAAUAAGCCGAUGGGCCGCACAGAGCCAUCAUGCCCCCCCAAAGGCCGCAGUGGUUCCAACAGACAGCCGCCCUACUCGACGUUACUGGUGAAUCGCCAACAGAAGACCGCACAGGCUUUCGCGCCCUUGCAGCCCUCUCAACAGCAGCUCCCCUUUGGACAGGUCCAGCAUUAUGGGUCGUCCCACCAGGAGUGGAACGGCAACUACAGCCACCGCCGGCCUCAAGCGUUCAUCCCGCCCACCAUUCAUGGCCACAAAUUCACACUGCCUCAUGGCAGUCCCACCCACACAGCCCACCCUCCUCAAACACACCUGGGUGUUCACCCUCACACCCAGCCGACUUUACUGUCCUACCCCCCUUCAGGGCCCCUGGUGACAAAUGCCUCAAUGGCCCACCUCUUGGCUUCACCUGGGGUGACACGGAAUCACGUCUUUCAGCCGGCUUAUGGCCUCUCCCAUCCGGCGGGACACCUUGUGCACCAGGUCACUGUGGGUCUCAGCCGCCUCUUGCCCUCUCCAACCCUCCACCCUCAAGGCCAAUUCAAGCCUCUGUUCCCCCCACACUCCUUCAUCGCAUCACCUGUAUAUGCAGGCUUCCCGCUUAGUCCCACCAAACUAAACCAGUACCCGUACAUCUGAGACUCGCUCUGCAACCCUCUGGAGGGCCGCCGACACGGACGUAACACCAGGUUCUCUGUAGAAGCCACAUACCACCUGGUUCUCGCACCUAAAGCCAUGGCGCAAGAGAGAAAGAAAGUAGUUUCUUUGAAUCCCGUAGACUUAAUUGAGCGCAAUUAAAAUGAGCUUUAAAAGAGGAAAGGUUUGGAAAGUCUUUAGCAAGUAGGUAAAGAAAGCGCACGGUUGAGAAGCAAGUGAUUGGAUAAAUAAUAAAAUUUUAAAAAACUGUUUUGCACAUUUGAUACAUCACCUUAUCGGAUUUUCAGAUCUUCAGAUUUUAGCACUCCUCUAAUGAAAAUCAACAACGGACGGUGUCCAAAAUCAUGUGAUGGUCAACUUAUUUUUAUACAUUGCCUUUACCUUGUAUACAACACGUUUGUUUGUAAAGACAGCCCUGUAUGUUGUUCACAACAUAAAAUGUGUCCACUUGCCGUGUUUUCUUGCGUUCCAAGUAUUUGUACUUUUCUCUGCGUCUUUGGUGUCGUUUGGAAUGGAGUCGUUCGUCACAUGCUGCAUGUGUUGCAUGAUGUUGAUCAGAGAGAAGCUUGUAGGGGCUCUUGACGUGUCUAGAGGCUCGCUGCAUUGUUGUCCCCAGCCAUAGUGCCUUAUAUAUCAGCAGUCGUUCGUGUUCUACUACACUAUCUCUCUGUGUGUAUAUACAAUGUGUUUGUGUGCGUACGUGUCCUGGACUGCAGCAAUUGCAAUUCAAAUCAGUCCGUGCAUUCUUUGUGUGUGCGUGUGUAUAUGUAUUACGUAUAUAUACACACUGGUGUAUUAUUUCAUGCAUAGAUAGGCAUCAAUGUACUGCAUUGCACAAACUGCAGUGCUUAUUUUUGGAUCCAAUGUAUAUUUGAGAUGUAGUGAGUUAAUUUUUGCAUAUUUUCUUCGGAAGACGGCAUGCUUUUGCUGCUGCAAACGCUUGCUGUUGGAUUUGUUCUGAUUCUCAUUUUUUUCGUUAUCUUAAAUUAACUAGUUGUGUAGAGGAUACAAUGAAUUUCUAUUCAGAAAAAUCGACAAAACUAACAGUAUUUGUACUGUUUAGUAAAACUGCAAUACAAUCUAUAUAGUUUGUUUUUCUUUUUGUCUGUGUAUUUAGUUCUUUGGGUUUGUGUGUGUUUGUGUUUGCUGUGGUGGGCAUGGCUUCGACUAGAUGAAGACACAAAUGCAAAUAUCGGUCUUUGAUUCAGGGUCAUGGAUUCAUCUUAGCCUGAGCAGACCAUGCAGUAUUUGAUGUAUAGACACAUAUGAGUAUAUAUCUAAUAGAGCUA
This is a messenger RNA of Sinocyclocheilus rhinocerous, 3829 nucleotides long. Its product is annotated as homeodomain-interacting protein kinase 3-like. Gene Ontology annotation, molecular function: ATP binding; protein serine/threonine kinase activity; protein tyrosine kinase activity. Gene Ontology annotation, cellular component: nucleus; PML body; cytoplasm. Gene Ontology annotation, biological process: peptidyl-threonine phosphorylation; peptidyl-serine phosphorylation. The record is from RefSeq and is a predicted model, not a curated record. Lineage: Eukaryota; Metazoa; Chordata; Actinopteri; Cypriniformes; Cyprinidae. Bases 45 to 2522 code for a protein of 825 amino acids. The transcript has 14 exons.